Molecule: messenger RNA, 3603 nt
Organism: Dermacentor silvarum
Lineage: Eukaryota; Metazoa; Arthropoda; Arachnida; Ixodida; Ixodidae
Product: leukocyte elastase inhibitor A
Molecular function (GO): serine-type endopeptidase inhibitor activity
Source: RefSeq, a predicted model, not a curated record
CCACUACCACAAACCACUCGGCUGCCCGCCGUGCGCGCAUAGACAAACGCGCUCUCCCGUCGUCGCCCGCUAUCGGCCCCGUCUCUGGUGCCGCCCGCCGUCGCAGUACACUCUCCUUGUUGACCGCCGCCGCCGCAGCGGCCGCCGUAGUGGUAGUACAGCCGUCGCCGUCGUGUUGCGUGAGCGAAGGAUUCACGCGCUCGCCCACUACGCGAGCGUGUUCGUCUCUAUUUCGCUUGCUUCUUUCCUCAUCUGACGCCUGCCCCACUGCUUCGGCCUGCUCGGCUCCCCUACGCGGAACUUUUUCUUGAGCGCACCGUCGUCCCUUGACGGCCCGGAUGACAUCGGCUCUGCUGCGAAGGUAGCGUGUACCCAAGAGGAAAACUCGCCGGCUUUCGACUGCGGGACUAGGCUUUCGCCUUACAGAGCGGCGCAAGCGAACGUCUCCGAGGUAAGGAGGUCUUCGUCCUUCGUUCCUGACUGUUCACUGGAGGCGUCGACACCGAAGACCGCACUCGCGUCAGGCUCAUUCCGAGCCGUUCUAUACGUACACGGAGACGCGAGCGACUUCAGCGCGGCCGACAUUUGAGGAAACUGUGGUCCGUCAAGCCUCCGUCCAGACAUUCUCCGGGACAAGAUGCAGUCUUCUAUGCUGUCCAGAGCAGCGGUCUUCGCCCUCUUCGGCUCGUGCCUCGUCUUCCGUUGCCUCGCCGCUCCCGCCAAUGGCCAGCCCAACAACCUGGUCGACGGUGGAGUUCCGGGCCCUGCCGACGUCGUGCCCGAUGGCGUGGCGAAGGCCAGCAACGACUUCGGCCUGGCCCUGUACCGGGCGUACGCGAACGCCAGCGCGACGGGGAACCUCUUCUUUUCGCCGUGGAGUCUGAGUCGCGUGCUCGGUAUGGUCUUGCUGGGAGCCCGCAACGAGACGGCAGCCGAGCUAUCUCGCGUUCUGGCCGUGGAUCGUUUCGAGGACCCAGCGGCGGCGCUCUCCGCGCAAAGUGAGAUGGCCAAGCACCUGCUGACCAGCUCGAGCGAGCUGGCAUCGACCAGCAUUGCGCUCACACGGGCGGGUGACGCCGUGUCAGCGGAGUACCGGGCCAACCUGGACCAGUACUUGGACGACGGCGGCGUCAUGGAGGUGGAUUUCUCGCGCUCGGAGGACCUGCUGAGCCGAGUCAACGGCGAAGUGUCUCGGCUCACGGGCGGUCGCAUUAAGGACGCCCUGCGAAGGUCCCCGGACCCUCUGAGCAAGCUGCUUCUGCUCAACGCCGUCCACUUUCGUGGCGUCUGGGAGAAGGCGUUCAACCCGAACGACUCCUUCGACGGCACCUUCCGCGGCGCCACGCGGAACACUCCCGUGCGCAUGAUGAGCGGCAAAGGCAAGUUCCCGCUGGCGUACGAAGGCGACGCGUACGUGCUCGAGCUCCCCUACACGGGCGAGAGCAGCCUCGUGCUCGCCCUGCCCAGGCGUCGCAACCACAAGGACCUGAGCGACAUCGAGGCCCGGCUCGAACAGAUCCUCGUGACGGCCAAGCCCGAGCUGCGUUCCAUUGAGGUCGAGCUGCCCAAGCUGACGGUCCGCAGCAGCCUGGACCUCAAGGAGCCUCUCAAGAAGAUGGGCGUCAAGGCGCUCUUCUCGGAGCACUACGCCGACCUCAGCGGCAUGCAGGCGGAGGGAGGCCUGUACGUCGAGGAAGUGCACCACGACGCGGCGCUCGAGAUCGACGAGAAGGGCACGGUGGCGAGCGCCUCGACGGUGGCCAUCAUCGUGAGCCGCAUCGGCACGCCGCGUUUCUCGGCCGACCGACCCUUCGUGUUCGCCAUCAAGCACAGGCCAACGGGUCUCCUGCUGUUCGUCGGUCGUGUCACCGACCUGUGAAAAAACAAGAAGUGACCCCGCGGCUGCUAAGCAGUUUGAGGGACGUAGAAAGUUAUGCGCUGGUGAUAAAAUAACUGCGCCCGUUAAUGUGCCUUGUACCGGCACACUGACGGGUAGCGUCUCAGUGCUGUGUUAUACGUGUACCACGAGGUUGCUGGGGCGUUACUUAGCAAAGUGCCUCUUCUGAGAAAAUCUGUGAUCAAUAUCGAUUCGGAACAGUCAGUUCGUUGGGCAAAUAGUGUGACCUUUCGAACAGAAAAAAAGGGGGUGAACUCUGCUAAAAGUUGUGAAGAGUUCCUUCAACAGCUUGAAUUUCUCGUAACAAGAAAUGUUCUUAUGGCGCCAGAAAACGGACUGAGCUUUAGCUAUUCGUUCAGUCCAGUGCAAAUUCAAGCUUUAGCAUCCAACGUAAACCUGCAAAAAACAUCCGUUCAAGGUUGCGGGCAUGUGAGGAGGAUGUUAAUCACACCACCAAACCGGUGGGGCCCGACAAUGCCUCAAAAAAAAUUUUUUUUCGGGACGGAUUCGAGGAACCUUGUUAUUCCAAGAAUUGUAUUUCUUGGCCAUUGAAAAGAACAGUGAGAAUAUGCCCGGUCGAGCUGAAUAAAACUGACGCGACAUCACUGGUCGAGAAACUCUAAUGCCUUUACUCCAUUUGCAGCCUUCCUUGAAAACACACGUUGUAUUCCAAAACAAUGAGUUAGCUAGCUAAAGCUGCAAAAUGUUCUAUAAGCUCGAGUUUUAGAACAUUUGAUCAAGGUUUAAGAUUGCUCGUCCACCAGCAUGUUGAAACGAGGCAAAUACGAUAAGCUGUAGGAGCGGGAAAGCUUUCUGAAAGGACACGUGGCCUUGACUGCAUUUCUUUUUCCUGCAAUCUCUUAGGUGGGGACAGUGCUGGACACGCCUACCAAGAAAUGUAUUUUUUAUUUCUAUGUUUUAUAGUGUGAUCGUGAACGCGGCUGUGCCGCUAUUUGCUGUAUAUACGCAUGUCGUGUAACGCUGAUGAAAUAUGUGGAGAAGUGGUAUAUUUGCAUGCAAUGUCAUAAUUUAGAGCAAAAUUUGGCAUUGCCAUGUUUCGCAUCGUUGCUAUUUCUGUCGGGCGCCGUCCCUUACUGGAGAAGUGGUUAAUGUUAAACGUGUGCAAGACCAUACAGGGACUUGCUAUCUUUCCCAUCUGUUUCUUAAAGACAGCUAUUUGUACUUAGCGUACACAUGUACUUUGCCAAAGAUCUUUAUUGUGAGUGUGAAAACAAAAACUUUAUAUAUGCGUGCGAUGAGAAUAUGCACGGCACUUUAUGGUUCUAAAGCUUUCUUGCCACCUCCGUCUUUGCGAUUCAAACAGCAGCAUUUUUCUGACACCUUGCGUGUGUCAGCGAAAAAACUGCUCCAGUUUGUUAGUACUGACUGAUGAACUGCUGUUUCUUGUCAUAUAGUCUGUGAUUGUCCUCGUUUUGUAAAUAGGUUAUCAACAGUCGUCUUGUGUGCGCGAACUAUUUGUGAACAAAAAUUAGAGCUUCGCUCACGACAUUGGCGAUUACGUAAAUAAAUGAAAGUUGUGAAAAGAAGCAAUACAGGAGUGCUAGUGCAGAUUCACUGAGUAACUAUAAUCAAACCUCCACCAUUUUCAUGUUGUUUUAGCGUCGAUCGAGUUCGCUGUGCAGUGGACACUUUCGUACUUUCGCGAUGUUUAUGGUUGUUUCAUAAUAAAAGAUAAUUGGAAGCUA